CAUUCAACGCACACGGCACGCCCGCCUACCUUAUCCCCUUUCUCUCCUUGUUGACUCACUCACAGGACCUCACAUCCGAUGCGAGUGGAGGCCAUGCGCGGAUGCGCCGGCGUCGAGGAGCACAUCUGCGGUGAUUUUGGACGGGCGGCGCCAUUCCAGUGACUUGCGGCGGCGGAGCUCAGGCGGGCCGCUACGGGGAGGAACUCCACCGGACGAAAUCGAGGUGUCAUGGGCGGGCGAUUUAGGCGGGCAGCGCCGUUCCCGUGCCUGGCGCCGGCGGAACCGAGGCGGCCCACUGCGGAGAGUAGCUCCACCGAGCUGUCUCGUGACGGAGACCAUGCGUGGGCUCGACGAGGCGUGAUGCACGGGCGAUUUUGGGCGGGCGGCGCAGUGCCCGUGUUUGGUGCCGGUGGAGCCGAGGCGGGCUGCUAUGGAGAGGAGUUCCACCGGGGUGUCGCUCAGCGGAGGUGGGCUGGUGCAGCGGAGGCUGGCCGGCGCGGCAGAGGCGGGGGCUCGCCACGGAUGCUUCCACCUCGCUGCAGUCGUCGUCCUGCUUCCUGGGUCUCCUCCGAGCUCGCCAUCAUCGCCCAAGGAUCGAGUUCGUACAGCGGAUAGUCUUCAACGAAGAGGCCGGUCUAACUGUGGUGUUUGCCCUCUUUGUAAGCAAUUUCAAGAAAUGGUGACACGUCUUCUACUCUUCUUUUCCCAUGCCGGUUCUCCAUGAGAGUUUGGGGCUUCACAAGAAUCGGCUUGCCUGGAUCGACUUUGAUCCUACCUUGUGGGCACCUGAUGGUAGUAAUAGAUAUGUCAAGGAGGGUUGCUGGGUGGAGACAGUCUGAAUCCGCAACAACUAAAGGAAGGUGCUUGCUUCUCUCUUUUUGCCCACCAAUUGAAAAUUUUGGAACUAGAGGAAUGCCAGUUCUGAAAUGUCUCCACCAUGCCAACUAUGGUCUUCAGCCGAAUCAAACUGCGACAUUCACUUUGGAAAUGGCAGGUGCAAAGCAUUUAAGUAGUUUCAGAUCCGGGGAGUAGGCUUUUGUUUAACUAGGGUGCGUUGCACCGUCUUGUGACUCUUUGUGCUCUUCUAUCUUAAUCAAUGAAAAGAGGCAAAUGUUUUGCUAGA
This is a messenger RNA of Triticum aestivum (bread wheat), 1123 nucleotides long. RefSeq lists its product as uncharacterized. Lineage: Eukaryota; Viridiplantae; Streptophyta; Magnoliopsida; Poales; Poaceae. The transcript has 2 exons. The record is from RefSeq and is a predicted model, not a curated record. The coding region runs from base 229 to 615 and encodes 128 amino acids.